AAGUUGGUUUUUCAGUUCGUUUCAACAAUUCCUGUCGAUUUGUACGGAGCUUCCUUUUAGGAGCACGCGAAGUUCAGUUCGGUUCGGUGCAAAAUUGUGACCCAGCAGUUUAUUUCAAAGAAAAAUUGCAUCAGUGAGUGAUGUUUCCCCCCUAAGUGGAGUACUGGAUAACCCCUUAGCCCUGAAACGUGUUCUGCUCAGUUCUGUCAGUGAUUCAUAGUUUAUUUUUUUAAUAUUGAUCCAACAUCCUUGAAACUAUGGUACAGCGAAAAGUGCAGUUGCUCAAAAAAACAGUGGAAUAACCCAAGAAAUGGAAAAUCGGUUCGCUUCUCUGUUACUCUCGUAUGGAAUAACUGGGAGCCCCCCUGUUGUGGAGUUAUAACCUGGCCGCCAGUGAAAGUGUAGAAUCUGCACAGUGACUUAUCGGGAAAAGGAUAUUCGGAAACAGACCUUGUGCCCACUCUCUGACACUCGUCGCACCGCCUCGGGUAUUGCUGAGUUGAUUGAUUUUAUCUUCUAAAUUAAUCCGGUUGUGUUUUUGUGUGGCCUUAUGUGUUACCUAAUUUCCCAUAUGAGUUUAUUGUUUACCAUCCUUGAAAAUGGAAAGACCGAGAGGUUCUAGGUUUUACACGAAAAGAUCGGAACACUACAAUAAUCUGCAGAAGCAAGAAGAGGAAAAAUUGAACAAUAACAAUAACAACAAUAAUCUCCAUCAGGGCGCUACCCACCAACAUCACAAUCAUCAUCAGCCUCUGCACUCCAGCGCGCAGCAUCAGCAGCAUCUCCAGCAGAGUCCGCAUCCGUUGAAGGACAACUCCAACAUUCAGCAGCGCCAAUCGUCGGUAGUGAAGAUCGAACUUUUGCGCAAUCCUCAGCCGGAAGCGCAGCAAGGCGGUGCUAGGUUAAUCAAAACCGGCGCCCAGUCUCCAGCGGCGGCUUCGACUGCUCCGACGCAACUGUCGCCUCAUACAACUCCCACGAGUGGAAGUCCUUCGACCGUUUCGCACCUUCGCUCCAUCCGUCCAUUCCCGGCAUCUACAGCCAGCAGUUCGCACAGUUCUACAACAACCACUUCCAGCAGUACAGCCACUGCCACAGCCGCCGGUGAACGGCCCCUUAAGUGUUUAGAGACUCUCGCCCAAAAGGCCGGAAUCACUUUUGACGAAAAGUACGAUCUUCCCAAUCCAACGCUGGAGAAGUCACAGAGUCCGGCGCAGGUGGCACAGCAAACGUCGGUGCCCCUGCAGCUGUCCCAGGAACAGCUGUUCCAGCAGUUCCAACAAUUCCAGCAGGCCUUCUCAGCCGGUGCUACGAUUCAGGUUAAACAGGAGUUUAAUCCCCAGCAGCAACAGCAAUCGAAUGCCGGCGGUGGCUUGGACCAGCAGCAACAACAUCAACAACAGGUGCAACAAAUGCAGGUCCUAGAGGCCAGUGGUGGGGCUCCCGCCCAGAGUCCUCACCAUGCGCAAAACGCUCAAACUCUGCAACAACAGCAGCAACAGUCGGCUACUAUUAACACAAUGUCCCCCCUUCAGGCAAUGGCCGCUGGUCAACAACUCUCCGCCGAUUGGCAGCACGGCCGCGUCCAAGUUCUUCAGCAGCCCAUUCAAAACCAAUACCUGCAGCAGCUCUACGGCUCCCAGCAACUAGUUCUCCACCCCGGCAUUGGAGGCCAGCAACAGAUUCAACUGAUUGCUGCCUCGAAACCAUUUCAGGGAACUCCACAGAUGUUAACCACCCAGGGCAAGCAGGUAAUCGGAACUGGAGCUGGCAAUUUCAGUGGAGCCUAUGCCCUGCCAACCAUCCCUUCGAGCCAAUCGCAAACGCUGCUAUUCAGUCCCGAUGUUCAGAAGCAACUAACGGUAGCUGCUGCGGCUGCCGCUACCGGCCAGAAAGUUCAGCUGCAGAAAAUUGGCACCAGCAUUUCGGCCGCUGGUCAGCAGCAAAAUGUCGCCACUCUCACGCAACAGCAAGCCGCUGCCGGCCAACAGUGCGUUCAGGUUUCACAAGCAACGAUGCCUACUGCCCAGUUGUUAAGUCCGCUGCAACAGCAGGGAGCACAGCAGAUGCAAUUUACAGCACCCUGGCAAAUGGGCCAACUAUGGACUGCCAACGGUCUUCAACCGCAAAUUUUAGCCUCUAAUCCGAUCAUUUUCCGUGGAACUGGUCCCGAUGGAAGUAGCAAUAUGUACAUUCAACCGCAGCAAGCACUGCAGCAAGCUGCUGCUCAGGCCCAUAAUCAAACUUUAACACUGCCAUGUACAAUAGCCCAGCAACCUCAGCAAACACAACAACAGCAACAGCAGCAGCAACAACAACAACAGCAGCAGCAACAACAAGCCCAACAGCAGCAACAGCAAAACCAACAGGCACAGCAGGCCCAAGCCAACCAACAACAACAUCAGCAGCAGCAGCAACAACAACAACAGCAGCAAAACGCCCAACAUGCUCAACAGCAGCAGGUCAAUGUGGCAAACCAACAACAAAACACUAACCAAGCUACGAUUCAGCAGAAAACGGCUGGCCAUUUGGCUCCAAAGACAGUCCAGCGACCGCAGAUAUUGCCGCAGGGUGCAUCACCGAUUCGCCCGUCCGCGUCUACCCAAACGGUUCAGGCUCAGCAGAACUUGCUCGCUAAAGGAGGCAAGAUUCGUACCAAGCAGCAACCGGUGCGUCCGUCCGGGCCGGUCAUAAAAACAGCCGAUCUAGCCUCUGCUCAGGCUAAAAUCGGCCAGCAGCAGCAGAUGCAGCAGGUCGUAACCACCGGUGGAAAAAUGGUUCUGAUGAACACAGGAGGUCAAAUUAAUCCGACAUCUGUACUAAACAUUCAGCCGAUGCUGACCAAUGAUAAACAGCAGCAAUUGCAUCUCCAACAGCAGAUAAAAAAUGCUCAACAGCAACCACAACAGCAGCAACAGCAACAGUUGUUGCUUCAGCAACAGGCAAUUCAGCAACUGCAACAGCAGCAUGCCCUCCAGCAGCAACAACAGCAGCAUCAACAACAACAGCAAACACAACAGCAGCAAAUUCAACAACUGCAACAGCAGUUCCUUCAACAUUCGACUUCUCAAAACCAAAACAACCAGCUGGUGACUGGCGCUACCGCCCCUUCUGGGCAACAGGCUCAAAUAAUUCAAACAUCUGCUGGUCCCCAGCAAGGAAACAUACUGCAACAGUUUGUCUUCCAGCAGCAAGCUCAGCCUAAUCAGUCGGGUAUUUCUAUGAUCAACGUCACAUCUUCGGAUUCUAUUCUGCAACAUCAGCAGCAACAGCAGCAACAACAACAACAACAGCAACAGCAGCAGCAUUCUCAACAUCAGCAAUCGCAAAAUCAGAACAUGACCUCAAAGGGACCCACCCAAAUGAUCAUCACCAGCCAGUUGCCACAGGUUGGUGACCGUACCAGCAUUGCACAGUCACAAACUCUGCAAAUCGAGCGAACAAUUUUACCGGUAGUUUCGAUUGCUGGAAUGACCUCCGCUCCGAUUGUUGUUUCCAGCAAUGGAACAACUAUUUCGCCUAUUCACCAGCAAGGGCAAGCUGCUCAGAUGCAAGCAAAUUCCCAAAACGCAACACAAUUGGCGCCAGGGGCAACGCAACAGACAUCGCAGAUUCUCGUAUCAACGAUCCCGUCUUCUGUUCAUCAGCAGCAUCAGCAACAGAAUGCGCAGAACCCUAUUGUUGCGAUGACAUCUUUAUCCGCGGCAAUGAUGGCCGUUAGCUCGAUCACUGCCACUCCGGUGUCAUCUAGUAUGAUUACAACGAGUUCCACCGGAGCGACCAAUCACACCCCGGUUGUUUCCACUUCCAUUACAACCGCACCAACAUCGAAGGAAAGUGCCGAUCUUAAGGCAGCCAGCGUUGCGAUGCUUCAACUCCAGCAUCUGUCCACGCCGCAGAAGCAGAUACAGCAUCAGCAAAUGUUGGAAAGUAUGAACGCGGCUGCAGCAGCUGCAGCGGCAGCUGCUGCUGCCGGAUCUACUGCAAGUCCAAUGCAAACUAUUGGUUCACCUAGCCAAACUAGCAAUAGUAAUGCGUCCGGUGGCACAUUCACUGUCACGAUGCAGCGUGCAGCCUCGAUGACACCCACCCAGUCUGGCACCGGAAAUCGUUCCAACGCUGGAACUCCGAAUGCGGUCGAACAACAGAUGAACAAGUCUACGCUGGGGCAUCAUACACCGACCAAGAUGGUUGGAGUGACGUUGGCCGAUACGACUGCCAAGGAUCGGUCCAGCGGUGCCGAUGGCGCCACGAAAGAUUCCGUUCAAAACACGGCUGCCGCAGCGGACAGCGCAUCGGAUGCGCAAUUGAACGCUCCAACGCCGAUGGACACUUCGUUGCCAGUAGCUCCGUUGGCUCCCUCGAACACAACAACACCAGUAGCAGCGGCACCACCAGCAUCGUUAGUCUCCACAGCUUCCUCGGUGUCCAUCUCGCAGUCGACAACAGCGCCAGCGCCAGCAGCAUUGGCACAACCAGCUGUUGCAUCGUCAGAUGAGCCGGCAGGUGCAGUUAGUACUACAACCACAGCGACACCGCAGACAACGACAACUACAAGCACACUUACCACAACCACCAGCAGCAGUCCGUCAGUACCGUCGCCGGUGACUAACACAAGCAGCGUCACCGCCGCUACAACCGUCCCUGCGCCACCACUCAACAGCAUCAGUCAGUCCAAUGGGCUACCGUCGACCACCGGUACAACCACGACCGUGGUCAGUGCAACUCCAACGUUGGCCACUGCCACCAACACCAACAGCAAUACUACCGGCACGUUGCCCCAAAGUAAGAUCGGUACGACGGAUAAGGGUGGACUGCCUAAGGCCAUGAUCAAACCGAACAUCCUGACCCAUGUCAUCGAAGGUUUCGUGAUACUGGAAUCGAACGAACCAUUUCCGGUCCAGCGGCAGCGCUAUCCCGAUUGGGACACCAGCGACGAACCACCGAAAAAACGCACCACCACCGAGGCCAACUCACCGCUUUCCCCCAGCAAUACCCAACCGAACCACGCACCCCAAUCCGACAUGGGCAACUGUGAAAUCUGUGGCAAACCGGAGCUGCGCAGUAAGAUGAAGCGGAAACGGUUCUGCAGUGCCGACUGUGCCCGGGCGGCCAAGCAAAACAGCACCGACCACGUAACGUCGCCGUCCCACAAUGGCACCACCGAAUCACAGCCUUCGAGCACCGCUACUAACAACGGAUUCGAUCAUCACGGUGCUUCGGUGACUACAACCGUCAAUCCGGUGGCACCGUCCAACAUCAAGCUGGAACGACUAGAACCGAUGGAGCAGUCACCGUCCGUUCAUCCGCCUCAAUUCGCGGCCACUCCAGUUGAAACCGGUGCGGCAACCAUUCCGUCCGCUGCGGCACCAAGUCCGGUUGUUGCGGUCGCCGGCGGGGAGGAAGCUUCGCUUGUGAUGAAAUGGACCGUUCAAGAUGUGCGAGACUUUAUUAGGAAUCUACCUGGAUUCGGAAGCUAUGCGGAAAAUUUUGCUGAGCAGGAAAUCGACGGGGAAGCGUUGAUGCUCCUAGAAGAAAAACAUCUCAUUAAUGAAACGAUGAACAUGAAGGUUGGACCUGCUGUGAAAUUUUUGGCCAAAGUGCGAUCGAUGAUUGCUAGCACUAACCCAGCGGAAGGUCAACAACAGCCGCAGCAGAAUCAACAGCAGUCGUAAAGCUGCCGCUAUUGUGAUUCGACGUUGCGUUUUUUUAAUAGACUGUACUUUAGUUGGUUUCUCUAACUGUAAUUGUUGUAUUGUAAAUAUUGCUUUAUUGUUUAGAACCUAUUUAGUCGUGCUAGUUUUUUUUUUACAGCUAAAAUCAAACAAAAAUUUCUGUAGAUCAACAAUAAGGUGGCAUUUAGAGGGCACCAAUUAGGCAUAGAUGUGUACGUAUUCAGCGUUGAUGGCUGCUUCACACGAACAGCCAUCGAAACUAAUUUAUUAUAUAAUUUAGCAGAAUGUCCUGAAAAUCGCAAGAAAAUCUCAUCACAGAACAGAUUCAAGAGAUGAAAGUGUAAACUUUCUCAUUGGUGUAAAUAUUGUUUAUUUGUAUUUUAAUAUUUGUUUGACUAAUUUCAAUCUAUAGAUUCAAAAAAACAACUAAUAAGAAAGCAAACAUUGAUGAAAAAAAAAAACUAUAAAUAGACUAAUCACGCAUCGAGAAGCAAAUCAUUGCCAAAUUUUUAUAGUAAACCCACUUUAUCAGGCUUCGCUGAAAGAGCGGCAGAAAAUGUAAAGAAAGCAGAACACUGAUUCAUAAUUUUCCUCGGUAGUACUAGUAUUGCGAAAAUAUGCGAAUGUAAUUCACCUAGUAAGAAUAGAAUAAAACUUUGAAAACCA
This is a messenger RNA of Wyeomyia smithii (pitcher-plant mosquito), 6341 nucleotides long. RefSeq names its product polyhomeotic-proximal chromatin protein-like. The coding region runs from base 600 to 5675 and encodes 1691 amino acids. The transcript has 8 exons. Lineage: Eukaryota; Metazoa; Arthropoda; Insecta; Diptera; Culicidae. Gene Ontology annotation, molecular function: protein binding; zinc ion binding. The record is from RefSeq and is a predicted model, not a curated record. Gene Ontology annotation, cellular component: nucleus.